AUGGAGUUGACGUGGUUAGGAGCUGACCGCAUUACGGAGCUGACUUGUGUUCUUGCAGUAGAUACAGUACCACUGCCAUAUCUAAAGUGGCAGAGAAGGUCAGUGGUAACUCCUGCACCUGAACACCCCCCUGCUCCUUGGCUAUUCUUAACGUCUGGGUUACGGGUCUGACCGAAGCAGCAAUUUGCAUUGUUGUGUCACACGACGAGCACCUGUUGUGGUAUGUUUACUGGUGGACACUGUACACUCUGAUGUCACAGAACUCUGACGGUGGAGAAAUGACCUGUCGGGUGUCACGCCCUGGCUCUGGGGACUCUAAUAUGUUGAGCCAGGGUGUGUAAAGUCUAUGUGUUUUGUUCUAGGUUUCACUUUCUAGUAUUGGUGUUCUAUGUUGGCCAGUGUGGUUCUCAAUCAGAGGCAACGUGAUUCAGCUGUUGCUUGUUGUCUCUGAUUGAGAACCAUACUUUAGCAGCCUGUUUCCCCACAGAGUUUGUGGGAUCUUGUUUCUAGUCUGUUGUGUUAGACCGUGAACUGUCACGUUUUCGUUUUGGUGUUUUUGAUCGUGUCUCUAAUAAAGAGUAUGUUUGCCUGCAACGCUGCGCCUUGGUCCUCAUCUGUUCUAGACGAUCGUGACAGAAGAUCCCACCAAGACUGGACCAAGCAGCAAGUCCAGGAGCCAGCGCCUGAGAGAUCUCUAGCGGAUCUCCUUCGCCUCCUCGACUGGGUCAAGCCAUGUGAGGAAGAGAGGGGCUUGACGUGGAGGCAGAAGGGCGAAAGGCUGGCGAGAAGCAUGGAGACCUGGUCCACGGGUAGGAGUGAAGCCCAUACAUUUUUUAGGGGGGGGCUAACGCCGUGGACGACGGGGCAGCAGGAGGCCGCCAGGUUACGGGAGUCACUGGUCACCAGGGGGAAGGAGGAUGUAGAGGCACGGCGAGAGGUACUGGCGUGUGUUGCCAGUCCGGUCCGGCCUGUUCCUGAUCCCCACGUAGGGCCAGUGGUGUGUGUUCCCAGUAUGGUCCGGCCUGUUCCUGCCACUCGCACCAAGUCUACGGUGCGCGUCGCCAGCUCGGCCCGGCCUGUUCCUGCUCCCCGCACCAAGUCUGUGGUGCACGUCGCCAGCCCAGUCCGGCCCAUUCCUGCUCCCCGCACCAAGUCAGUGGUGCGUUUCGUCAGCCCUGUCCGGCCCGUUCCUGCUCCCCGCACCAAGUCAGUGGUGCGCGUCGUCAGCCCGGUCCGGCCCAUUCCUGCUCCCCGCACCAAGUCAGUGGUGCGUUUCGUCAGCCCAGCUCGGCCCGUUCCUGCUCCCCGCACCAAGUCAGUGGUGCGUUUCGUCAGCCCUGUCCGGCCCGUUCCUGCUCCCCGCACCAAGUCAGUGGUGCGCGUCGUCAGCCCGGUCCGGCCCAUUCCUGCUCCCCGCACCAAGUCAGUGGUGCGUUUCGUCAGCCCAGCUCGGCCCGUUCCUGCUCCCCGCACCAAGUCAGUGGUGCGCUUCGUCAGCCCGGCACGGCCCGUUCCUGCUCCCCGCACCAAGUCAGUGGUGCGCUUCGUCAGCCCGGUCCGGCCCGCUCCUGCUCCCCGCACCAAGUCAGUGGUGCGUUUCGUCAGCCCGGCUCAGCCCGCUCCUGCUCCCCACACCAAGCCAGUGGUGUGCGUCGUCAGUCCGGCACGGCCCGUGCCUGUUCCACCGGUGGCUGGUCCGGCACCGGUCAGAUGCUUCACGCCGGAGCUAGAGCAAUCCGCUCCACCAGUGUGCAGUCCAGCUCCGGCCAGCGGGGCCAGACCGGACCAGGGGUACUUUGGGGGGUUGGAGAGGGAGCGGGGAUCCGGCCCGGAGCCGGAUCCGCCGCCUAAGCGGAGUGCCCACCCGGUCCCUCCCCUGUGGUAUUUGGUGGGCGCGGUCGGAGUCCGCGCCUUUAGGGGGGGGUACUGUCACGCCCUGGCUCUGGGGACUCUAAUAUGUUGAGCCAGGGUGUGUAAAGUCUAUGUGUUUUGUUCUAGGUUUCACUUUCUAGUAUUGGUGUUCUAUGUUGGCCAGUGUGGUUCUCAAUCAGAGGCAACGUGAUUCAGCUGUUGCUUGUUGUCUCUGAUUGAGAACCAUACUUUAGCAGCCUGUUUCCCCACAGAGUUUGUGGGAUCUUGUUUCUAGUCUGUUGUGUUAGACCGUGAACUGUCACGUUUUCGUUUUGGUGUUUUUGAUCGUGUCUCUAAUAAAGAGUAUGUUUGCCUGCAACGCUGUGCCUUGGUCCUCAUCUGUUCUAGACGAUCGUGACAUCGGGUUUGUCUGACACUGGCUGGUCACACUAGCAUUGGCAUAUGCACUGGGUUAACGUGAAUAUAGUGGUGAUUUCUUAUGCCAACUUUUCUGUCAGCAGUUGCACCGAAAAUGUGUGGUGUGGAGUUGUAUUGUUGUGCUGUCAUCUAAGUCAAUGAUAUCUUAAUAGAGGUUCCAUUAGGACUCGUAUCAAUAAAGACAUUUGACUUAAGGCCAGUGUUAAUUUUGGCACUCUUUUUUUAGAUUUAGUAUAGUCUUAGACAGUUUGACUAAAAUAUAAUUUAGUUUUGGUCACAUUUUGUCAUUUGAAUAAUGAUUCAGUCUAGUUAUUGUCAAAAUUACAAAAACAGUUGGCCGUUUUAGUCAACUAAAUGGCCUUUCAUUUGAGUCACAUCACAUUCGUAUUGCCUCAUUAACCUAUAGUAAACAUACAUCACUGACUUCCAUGUGAACAAACAUACAUAGCCUUGUCCUUCCAACAUAUUGUUCUGCAUAACAUCCUAUUCUCUUCCCAACAGCAGAAAUAUGACAAACAUAUAUAACAAUACAGUGCCUUCAUAAAGUAUUCACACCCCUUGACUUAUUCCACAUUUUGUGGUUUUACAGCCUGAGUUAAAAAUUGAUAAAUAUAAUUUUUUUCUCUCACCCAUCUAUCUACACACAAUAACCUAUAAUGACAAAGUGAACAUUUUUGCAAAUGUAUUGAAAAUGAAAUAUAGAAAUAUCUAAUUUACUUAAGUAUUCACACCCCUGAGUCAAUACUUUGUAGAAACACAUUUGGCAGCAAAUACAACUGUGAUUCUUUCUGGGUAAGUCUCUAAGAGCUUUCCACACAUGGAUUGUGCAACAUUUGCCCAUUAUUCUUUUAAACAUUCUUCAAGCUCUGUGAAAUUGGUUGUUGAUCAAGUCUUGCCAUAGAUUGUCAAGCAGAUUUAAGCCAAAACUGUAACUCGGCCACUCAGGAACAUUCACUGUCUUCUUGGUAAGCAACGCCAGCGUAGAUUUGGCCUUGUGUUUUAGGUUGUCCUGCUGAAAGGUGAAUUCAUCUCCCAGUGUCUGGUGGAAAGCAGACUGAACCCGGUUUCCCUCUAGGAUUUUGCCUGUGCUUAGAUCUAUUAAGUUUAUUUUUUAUCCUGAAAAACUCCCCAGUCCUUAAUGAUUACAAGGAUACCCUUAACAUGAUGCAGCCACCACUAUGCUUGAAAAUAUGGAGAGUGGUACUCAGUAAUGUAUUGGAUUUGCCCAAAACAUAACACUUCGUAUUCAGGACAAAAAGUAAAUUGCUUUGCCACAUUUUUUGCAGUAUUACUUUAGUGCCUUGUUGCAAACAGGAUGCAUGUUCUGUACAGGCUUCCUUCUUUUGACUCUGUCAAUUAGGUUAGUAUUGUGGAGUAACUACAAUGUUGUUGAUCCAUCCUCGGUUUUCUCCUAUCACAGCCAUUAAACUCUGUAACUGUUUUAAAGUCACCAUUGGCCUAAUGGUGAAAUCCCUGAGCGGUUUGCUUCCUUUCCGGCAACUGAGUUAGGAAGGACGCCUGUAUCUUUGUAGUGACUGGGUGUAUUGAUACACCAUCCAAAAGUGUAAUCAAUAACUUCACCAUGCUCAAAGAGAUAUUCAAUGUCUGCUUUUUCCAUUUUUACUACCAAUAUGUGCCCUUCUUUGUGGUUGAAUCUGUGUUUAAAAUUCACAGCUCAACUGAAGGACCUUAAAGAUAAUUGUAUGUGUGUGGUACAGAGAUGAUGCAGUCAUUCAAAAACUCCUGAACGUAUUUAGGCUUGCCAUAACAAAGGGGUUGAAUACUUAUUGACCCAAGACAUUUCAGCUUUUCAUUUUUAAUGAAUUUGCAAACAUUUCUAAAAACAUUAUGGGGUGUGUAUUGUGUGUAGGCCAGUGACACAAAAUCUCAAGUUGGCUCCCAGAGCUAAUGCCUAGGCUUAACGCGUCACUAACAUCAUCCUAAGUCUUGCCAAUGACCAGGGACCCGAUAUCCACUUGGUUAAACAUACUCAAACUGUUUGAAUGACUGCCCUCAUAGUCAAAGUCCUAGGCAUUAACUCGGCGAGCUAACACAAGCCUUUAGAUCUCAGGCAAUGUUACUCAUCACGCAACCGUGGUUGACCAAAACCACCUCGGUGAUAUACAGUAAAUACACUAACCUGAGUUAUAGGUGUAGGUGAUUUUUAUUUUUAUUUUGAGGCAUGUCAUGGGGACUCACCACUGUUUGUCAUCCCGUAGGUGGAAGAGGGGGGUCAUGCGUCCCUGGCCGGGGUCUGCGAGGGGGAUGAGGUGGUGUCGCUGAAUGGAGAACCCAGCGGCGACCUUUCCCUCUCAGAAGCUAUUGCUCUCAUUGACGCCUGUGUCGACUGCCUGCAAUUACUGGUCAAAAGGUAACCACAAAGGCUGGAUUUUUCAUUAUUAACUACACCAUUGCUUCUCAAACCAGAAUUAUACCCCCAAAAAUGCCUUUUGCUUAGUUUUCUUUUUGGAAAAAUUACUGCCACGUUAACAUUACAACCUCAGGGUGCUACAGGUUUAUCAAGGUUUAUGUCAAUGCUCUCAAAACUUACUGCCGCAUUGGUGUGAUCAACUGGGUCAUGUACUACAAGGCAUGGUUCAAUACAACACAACAAGCACUAGUGUAUUAUUUGCAUGUACACGGUUGAGUGGCCUGGAAUAUGGUGGCCGGACGGACAGAUAGUAGUUCAUAGGCAAGUGUGUUGACCUUUGAGUGUCUUGGCUGCUGACGAACCAGCUGUUGCAGAUUUGUGUGCCCGCUCAACAAGCAGCUUUUAAACAGUUACUCAGCGGGCCUCACACACCGUGCACGUCUCGUGUGCCAACGGAUAUUGGUGCCGAUGCCCAUAUUUAAGGGAACACUUACAGUGAGCUCCAAAAGUAUUGGGACAGUGACCAUUUUUGGCUUUGUACUCCAGCACUGGAUUUGAAAUUAUACAAUGACUAUGAGGUUAAAGUGCAGACUAUCUUUAAUUUGAGAGUAUUUCCAUCCAUAUCGGGUGAACCGUUUAGAAACUACAGCACUUUUUGUACAUAGUCCCCCCAUUUUAGGGGCCAAAAGUAUUGGGACAAAUUCACUUGUGUAUCAAAGUAGUAAAAAGUGAAGUAUUUGGUCCCAUAUUACGAGCAUGCAAUGACUACAUUAAGCUUGUGACUGUACAAACUUGUUGGAUGCAUUUGCUGUUUGCUUUGGUUGUGUUUCAGAUUAUAUUGUGCCCAAUAUAAAUUAAUUAAGCAAUAAGGCCCGAGGAGGUGUGGCAUAUGGGUAGCAACCGUAGAUUUGUGUCGGGACUUCGACUACGUCUCAGGCCUAACAACACCUGUGCCAAUAUAUCCUUCAAACACUGGCUUCGAGGGCAUUACCACUUAAUGAAAUAUGUUUGGUCACAUAUCUCAUCCCCUUCCCUUUUGGUUGCUAGGUUCUAAUUGACUCCAAUGCAAUAAUUGUAGUGACACAACGACAUACUGCAUUCCUCUAUGACGCUGAAAGGGGAAAGGAAGUGGGUUUGUGAUUACUUUCCACUUCAGUGCUUCACUCCAGUCAUUUAACAUGAGGGACGGAGAUUGAGUUUGCUUGAUUAUGGUGACCACUUGAGGGGCCAUUGGUUGAUGAGAUGGCUUUAGUUAACACAAACGGCAAGUGCUCUGGUGCACAGCACAAUAUUCAACGAUAUUUCAUAUUGGAAAUCCAGGCAAUCAAAUCAUGAGAUCAAAAGAUCACCAGAUAACCUUUUGCCUGUGUCUUCAAGGAAAAAGGAAACAGAGAUUAUCUAUCUAUCUAUCUAUCUAUCUAUCUAUCUAUCUAUCUAUCUAUCUAUCUAUCUAUCUAUCUAUCUAUCUAUCUAUCUAUCUAUCUAUCUAUCUAUCUAUCUAUCUAUCUAUCUAUCUAUCCAAUUUCAAACCAAAUGACCAUACCAAACCACACUCUUAUUAUGCACAGUCUCAACACUUGCAACUUCAAAAUGAUUUUCAUUGAACUAUUGUAUGAUGUGUUAUGCUCCCCAAUCUCCAUUCCCCCCUCUGCUCAUACAGAUGCUGCGCACUAACCCCCCAGGAAUUUAAUUCAGAGGAGACCUACUUUGGCACAAGGGAGUCCUCUGGUGAGGCUUUGGAAAGCACCAACCUCCGCAUCCUUUCCCUUGGCAGGUCCCAAUCACCCAGGGAGCUCUACAUCGCCGAGUCCCAGGAUGAGGCUUACUAUGGGGAGAUGGAGAGUGACACAGAGGCCCCCAGAGGGACCCACCUGGUCCGCACCCAGCUCUGCGUGCCCGCGUCUGGGGAGUGCAGCGGCCCAGAGUCACAGUUACUCGGAGGGGGAGGGGACAGAGGUCGAGCGGGACCCCAGGGAGGGAGUUUCUCCCCGGGGGCAAUGGUGGAGCUCCAGUUGUCCCUCGCUGAACACACCCUGGAGGAUCCCGUCUGCACCUCCCUGGGGAGUGCUCUUGGAAUAGAGGGGGAGAUCCAGGCGAGAGAAGCCCUCCAGAACAAGGCCCUCCUCCACACCACCACCCACUCGCUCUACGUCUGUGGCCCAGCUAGGGAGCCCCUGAGUCAGCAUGGAGUGGUGGAGAUCACCCUGCAGCACCCCGCUGUCGGGAGGGGCUCUCCACGUCUGGUAGAGGUGGUGGGUGCCUGUGGGGCCAGUGGAAGUGUUGGUGGAGCCCCAAGAAAGGAAGGAGCAGGGCAAAGCCAGGGAGCUCCCACCUCCUUCACCGUCUCCUUUGGAAUUCCCGAAGAGGGGGCGGAGCCGGCAGAGGAGCCAGACUCGGAUUCUGAGAAGGACCUUGGGAAACCCAACAAGCACCGGGCCAGGCACGCCAGUGAGUACUCUAUGCCUGUUUCCGCUGUUACUAGUCCUGCUUUGUGUGUGUGUUUUUAGUGUUGUCUUAUAGGGUGCACCGACUCCGAACUAUUAGCAGACUGACAUACAGUAGCACUGCUGUGAACUGCAUUUGUCAACUCAACUCUGGGAGGCAUGUGUGCAUUCCUUAGCCCGGUGCCCUGUUGCACACAAAAAUGUGGCCCCAAAAAUAGUAGAUGCUCUCUCUUACUUGGGAGGGGUUUUGUUUGGAUUGAAGCAGAGAGGUCCAGUUCAAGCCUGAAUUUCAAGUUUGUAGUAUCCAAGAUCACUGAAGGCAGGAUUGUGGCAAUAUAAUAGGGGGGAGAGAGAGAGAAUUCUCCGUUUUUAAAAAAUAUAUUUAAAAAAAGUCCUAUCAAAUGUUUUCCUUUAGCUUAGAAUAGGGGCUUGAUGAGGAUGUGUCUUUCAGGGCGAUAAAUAUGGCAUUUCAUUGAGCCGUGCAGGGGGACAUAAAUAAAAUGUCAGCGCGUUGAUGAUGCCUGCAGAAGUGCUCUUUGACGGACACCAGCAUGUGCUGCACUAGCCUGUUACCCGAUCCUUUUUACACCGUAUGUCUUAGCCCGCGCCAUAAAGCGAGUGUCACUCACUACGCACCGUCUUCCUCCACCUUGAGGUUAGUCAUACUGAGGGAAAUAAAAAUGUAAAGAUGGGUUCUUUUAUAAAUCACCGCUUUGUGUAUGUGUGUGUAGGGUUGGUGCUGUUAAAGAGUGGGUGGACAUGACUGUCGUCGGCUCGGGUUUAGGUGACAGAUCCGAGAGUGGACAUACAGAUAAGGACUGGGAAAGGUGCUUGGGUGCUGGUGAAUGCACUUCCGUCCCACAGACUAUUUUUAAUCCAUUUUAUCUCUUCUAUGCUCUGCCAUUGGCUGAAACUAUGGGGACCACCCGUUGAACAGGCUGUCACAGCUGUGUUACUAUCGUGUAUUAUCGGGGCACAAACGAGGAGGAUAUUAGACAAUUGGUCAUAGAAUUAGGUAAUUGCUUUUUGUGUUGAUUGAAUAGAGAUUGUGUAGAUUGAAUGAUCAAAUCUGUGAUAAGUAUUGGCACUGAGGUAUUUGGCUUUAAAUUACUUUUUGUUGGGCUAUAGAAAGCCAAGUAUAAGAUCAGGACCAGGAAAAUAUUGAAUGAAUGAGUGAAUGAAUGGAUUAGAUUUAGCUCUUAUGUAUGUUUAUGGAAAUGUGUAGGUUAUUGCUUGCAUUUAUGUCAUUUGAGGGGUAUUUUUAACAAUUUGUUUUUGCUUUAAAAACAUAUUCAGGUUUUCAAUAUAAUGGGGUGAAUCAAAUGGUCUGCUAUGAUAUUUAACGCUGCUUUUAAUGAACUAGCUAAUAGCAUGGUCUGAUUUGAGUUUGCAGUUUCAGAAAUUCUGCAAUUUUUCAUGUAUGCCAUUUAAAGAGUGAUUGUUUAUAUAAAGUGAAAUAUCAGUGAAAGUAAUUAGUGAGUGGUUGCUUUAAUGUAUUAAGAUAUGUUUUCACAAUGUCAUUAGGGUGGACAUGCAGUGUUAAGAUGUAUUCAAGAUUAUCAUAAAACAUUAGAAAAUGUGGUGGCCUACUGGUAUCUGAAAACAGUGUAACUUGGUGUGGCAAACAUUUUCCGAUGCAUGUUCAUCCAAAUGGAAUGAUUUGUGGUGGUCUCAAUUCUACCCAAGCUAUAAAUACACAUUAUAUGCAGUUAAAUUAAAUAGGCCACAAGAAGCAACCAUUUGAAAUAUAUCUCUCUCUCUCUCUCUCUCUCUCUCUCUCUCUCUCUCUCUCCCUCCCUCCACCUCUCUCUCUCCCUCCCUCCCUCCCUCCACCUCCCUCUCUCUAUUUCGCAGGGCUCAGGCGCAGUGAGAGCCUGUCAGACAAGCAGGUGAAGGAGGCCAAAUCUAAAUGUAAGCGUAUUGCUAUUCUUCUGAACGCUGACACUCCCAACCCCAACAACAAGGGGGUGUUGAUGUUCAAGAGGCAUCGACAGAGGGCUAAGAAGUAUACACUCGUCAGCUACGGCACCGGUGAGAGCGAACCAGAGUACGAGGACGACGACAGCGAGGAGGAGGAAGACUACGACGAAAGAAACACCAGGGCGAUCGAAUUCACCCUCGUAGCCACCACCAGCGAGUCAGAGCUUGACGAGGACUUCAUUACUAAUGCCCAGGGUGGAGGCAGAGUGAUAACCUGCGACUGGGACACGGGACUACUCGAGAUCGAGCGCAAGCUCAAUUCCGGAGAGGAGAUGGAGCAACUGCCCAACACCACGGGCAAGGGAGCCACGAUGUUUGCCCAGCGCCGCCAGCGCAUGGACGAGAUCGCCACCGAACAUGAGGAGAUGAGGCGCCAGGGGAUUCCUGUGGAGGGAGUGCAGGAGGUGGAGAAGCAUGCGGCCUACCAGCAGUUGGAGGAGCGCUCGUACAUGCAGGCCACCACAGAGAGCCAGGCCUACAUGGAUGUGAACGUGCACCAGAAGCAGCAACAACAGUAUCAGCAGUACCAAGAGCAGCAGUACUACGAGCAGCAACAGCAGCAGCAGCAACAGCAAUACCAGCAGCAGCAGCAAUACCAGCAGCAACAACAGUACGAGCCGCAGCAUUACAACCAGCAGCAGCAAUACCAGCAGCAACAAUAUCAACAACAGCAGCAGUAUCACCAGCAGCAAGAGUACAAACAGCAGCAGCAAAUUCAACAGUACUCGUCUAACAUGAAUGGCGUGGCCAACCACCAAACCAAUGAAAUGCAGAGUUCCAUGAGCAAUCGAACCCCCCAACCCUUCUCGGUACAAAACCAGGUGCCCGCACCAUUUCCUCCCCCAGUGAGUGGGAACAACCAAGAGGCGCUGGGUCAGGGGGAGCAGAUUGCCUCGCGCGACGAGCGCAUUUCGACGCCGGCUAUUAAGUCUGGGAUCUUGCAGGACACAAGGAACAGGUUCAAGGGCAAGCCAAUGUUCAAUUUCAAACAGGCUCCCAAAGUGCCACCCAACCCAGAGCUUAUGAAUCUCCUCAACAGGAGUGACAAGAAGUUGGAUUUCGAGUUAGUCACGGAAGAGGACUACCUUAGUUUGGGGGCUGAGGCUUGCAACUUUCUCCAGUCACCAAGGGUCAAGCAUAAGACGCCUCCACCAGUCGCUCCAAAGCCCAUCAUUAACCCCAACUCUCCGCCUUGGUCCCCUCAGCCUGAGCUGGCCAACCAGGAGUUGCUGCUGCAUGCUGAAAAUAGUGUCCCUGCACCUGCUACAGCCGCCGAGCCGGAAUCCGCCCCUGCUCCAGAACUGGAGCCAACCCCUGCACCUGCCCCAGAACCCUCCCCCCCUCUUGCACCCCAGGAAUUUCCUGCCAACACCCCUUCUCCAGAAAAACACACAUGGAGUCCCCCAGGGUCCCAGGUGGAGAUGCAGCCCCAGCAAGCACCAGCCUGGGGAGGAAAUGGACCUUCUCCACCUCAGCCUCAUUCGCAACCCGAGCCUCAAGUGAGUUCCAAGGCUCCGCUGCAAACACAGGCACAACAGCAGCCACCACAGCAGCCACCCGUGAGUACUUGGACACCUGCUGAAAUGAAGCCCCAGGCUCCAGCUCCAAGUCAGUCCCCAUCACAGCUCCCUUGGGUGACUCCCCAACCUCCACCUCCACCUCCUCAGCCUCAAGCUCAGCCUCAGCCACCGAUGAAUUAUUGGGCUCCAGCACCUGCCCAGUCACAACCCCAAUGGGCUCAACCUCAAGAGCAAGCACAGGCCCAGCCACCAUGGGUUCAGCCUCAAGAACAAGUACAGCAACAGCCCCAGCCACCUUGGGCUCAGCCUCAAGAACAAGUUCAGCAACAGCUCCAGCCACCAUGGACUCAGCCUCAAGAACAAGCACAGGCCCAGCCACCAUGGGUUCAGCCUCAAGAACAAGCACAGCAACAGCCCCAGCCACCUUGGGCUCAGCCUCAAGAACAAGUUCAGCAACAGCCCCAGCCACCAUGGACUCAGCCUCAAGAACAAGCACAGGCCCAGCCACCAUGGGUUCAACCUCAAGAACAAGUUCAGCAACAGCCCCAGCCACCAUGGGCUCAGCCUCAAGAACAAGUUCGGCAACAGCCCCAGCCACCUUGGGUUCAGCCUCAAGAACAAGUACAGCAACAGCCCCAGCCACCAUGGGGUCAACAGCCUCAGCCUCCACAACAGGCUUGGCCCCAGGCCCAGACCCAGGCCCAGCCUCAGCCACCUUGGGUGUCAUCACCUCAGCCUCCAAUGAAUGCAUGGACACCACCACAGAGCCAGGCCCAGCCACCACAGCCACCUUGGGCCCAACCAGCCCAACCCCAACCCCAACCCCAUAUGAAUGCAUGGGCCCAAGCACCUGCUCAGACUCAGGUCCAGCUUCCCUGGGCCCAGCAACCUCAAGAGCAAGCACAGCUACCCAUUAAUGCCUGGACCCCAGAUCAGAAUCAGGCCCAGCCACAGUCACCUUGGGCCCAAACAACUCCAACCCAAUCCCCACCCCAGCAAAGCUGGGAACAGCCACCUCCACAGCAGGCACCCCCACAGCCACCAAUGAAUGCAUGGGCCCCGGCUCAGGCACAGCCUCAGACACACACAAGUACCUGGGCCCCACAACCACAGCAAGCACCAGUGAAUACUCAGACCCCGAUGGACAGAGUGGGUCAACCUUCUCCGAAACCUGGGAAUGCGCCACAAAAUGCUCCCCGUUGUACUCCUCCGCCUCGCCCACACCGAAUGAAUUCUUACACGCUUGGAGAAAGGUCAUCAUCACCCCUCAUCAAUCCAAUGGCCAGCGUCUUGGUACCAGUGCGAGGCAUGGGCUCGGCUUUGUCGAUGCCAGCUGUUACGGGGAAAGGAGCUGAUUUGUUCGCCAAGAGGCAGUCUCGUAUGGAGAAGUAUGUUGUGGAUUCGGACACUGUGUUGGCAGCCACUGCACAGGCAGCCCAGCAAGCCCAGGCAGCCACUGCGCAGGAAAACAAGGCAAGGCCCACAUCGCCUUCUCCCUCUGUACCUCAUUCGUGGAAAUAUUCACCCAAUUGCAGAGCUCCCCCUACAUCAAAUUACAACCCCAUACAGUCCCCGUCCUACCCACCAGGGGCCAUUAAGCAACCCCCUUCAUCUAGCCCUGCAGCCAAAGCCAAGAAAGGGAAAGGCAAACCUGCCUGCAAACCCCUUGCUGUUAUAGAUGUCAUGAAACAUCAGCCGUAUCAGCUCAAUGCCUCCCUCUUUACGUAUGGCCCAGCAGUGGAGGCUGCCGAGGCUGCCAAGGCCGCUGCACCAAAGCCUGCCCCAGCCCCUGCCCCAGUCCCUCCAAACCAAAACCAACCAAUCAGAUAUGAGCAACUUUCCCCUGUCCAGCCGGCUGGACCAAUGAAUGCUCCCUAUCCACAGCUGCCCCAGCCCCCUCAGCAGCCCUAUGGGAUGCCCCCUCAACCACACAUGCACGAUAGUCCCUACCACCAAGUCCCAUCUAAUGCUUACCAGCCACCUAACAAUCCCUACCAGCAAGCUCCUGCAGGCCCUUACCAACAACCAUAUUAUCCCCCUUACCAACAAGCCCCUCCAGCUCCUUAUCAACCCCAGCCCCAUCCCCAGCCCCAAGCUCCAAACCCUUCCUACCAACCGACCCCCCAAGGUCCUUAUCAGCCAGCCCAUAGCCCCCCUUACCAAGCAGUACCCCAAGCCCCCUACCAGCCACUAACUCCCAGUAACUAUGUGGUCCCCAGCUUUCCCAUAGCGGCAAAGCCUGAGUCCAUCUCUGGGGGCAGCACCGCUCCAAAGCCCAGGUUCAUGGCCAAAAAGAGUUCAGCCCAGGUAUGGAAGCCAGUAGCUGCAGAGAAAGAGUGA
Molecule: messenger RNA, 12944 nt
Organism: Coregonus sp. 'balchen'
Lineage: Eukaryota; Metazoa; Chordata; Actinopteri; Salmoniformes; Salmonidae
Source: the annotation of a GenBank genome assembly